This is a messenger RNA of Solea solea (common sole), 3211 nucleotides long. RefSeq names its product calcium/calmodulin-dependent protein kinase kinase 1, alpha b (gene camkk1b). Gene Ontology annotation, molecular function: protein kinase activity; ATP binding. Gene Ontology annotation, biological process: protein phosphorylation; activation of protein kinase activity; CAMKK-AMPK signaling cascade. The transcript is spliced from 17 exons. The coding region runs from base 1458 to 2912 and encodes 484 amino acids. Lineage: Eukaryota; Metazoa; Chordata; Actinopteri; Pleuronectiformes; Soleidae. The record is from RefSeq and is a predicted model, not a curated record.
CUAAACUUCUAACUUGUGUCUUAAAAUCUCCCAUUAAUGAACAGACUAAAACUUAAGCCAACUAAUGGCUUGUUUUCACUGUGUACAAUCAUUCAAUUUACAUUUAUCAGUUUUUGUUGUUAGAUUUCAGUAUUUUGGUUGUGUUAUAGACGUUUUCAUUUUGUUAAAGUUGGCAAACCUUAAGGUAAUAUAGAAAAUACUAAGAAGACAAGGCAUGUUUGAAGAAGUUUCAGUAUUUGUAGACGUGUAAAUUAAAAUGAAUAGUGAUUGUGAUGCGACCAAAACCUUGCUUAAAACAUUGUGAACCAGAACUGGAUCAGACUUCACUUUGAUGCCUCUUUUGCUUCAGCUGUGCCUUUUUAAUGUGCACAUUUCUAAGGAAAUCACAGGAAUAACUAGUAGUGUGCGCAGUCGUGGGGAUUGACCUGACCUCACUUUCUCCAUCACUAAACAGUCUUCCCUUGUAUUUGUGUUAAUCCCCUCAAAAAUCGCAGACCCUCAUACACGUGUUCAGGGUCGUUUUUUUUGUGUCACAUGAUGGUUCGCUGCAAUCUGUCUUUGUAUGGCAAAGUUAAAGGGAACUUCCUGUUUUGUGGCGAAAUGGCAGCUAAAUUCAAAAUGGCCAACUUCCUGUUGGGUCAAGUUUGUAUCCAUAGGUGUGUUCAGGGUCGGUGUCUUGUGUCGGUGUGUUGUUUAGGAAGUUCCGAGGCGAUUGAUGAAUGUAUGCCAAAGUUAUAGGGAACUUCCUGUUUUACGGCGAAUGGUCCAAAUUCGCCAAAAUGCUGAUGGUUGCUGUGGCCAUGCCCUUUUGAAUCCGCAGAAUAUUUUUUGAGUUUGAUGUGUCUAGUACAAAUAGUACAAAAGCAUUUUUUUUAAUGUAGGUACAACAAAGCACAAAGUUUGUUCACUUACUUAGGGUUGCAAAUUGCCAAAUUGGAUGCCAAAAUUCAAAAUGGCCAACUUCCUGUUGAGUUGAGGCCAUGGUUCCUGUCGACUUUUGUUCAUCUCGCACUAUAACAUCUUCCCACUAAGUUUCAGGAAAUUUGGUGGAACUCAAAUUUUGGCUCUGUUUUCACCUUAGGGGUGCUACAGAGCCUUUGAGCAAGGCACGAGCAAGCCAUGGGUCAUUGUGUUAUUGUGGGUGUCGCUGUGAUGCUGCAGGUCUGUUUGUUCUGUGUGAAUCUACACGGUGGAGUGAGUCUACGACUUCCUGCCUCAGAAUAACUCAGCCUCGGCUAAAUAUGGCUCCAGUUAAUCCUUAAUUCUCAGGUCACUCUGUGCUGAUCAGUGAUCAGUGAAAGUCCAUGAGGGAGUUUCCUCUCCUCAGCACAGCAGGACAAUCAUGCACUGAAACACACGCAGGACACCAACACUGUUGCAGUGAUGCCUCCUCUGGUUCUUCCAUCAAACCUCCAUGCUAACGUUCAUCUGUGAGAAGAAGAGUGAAACCAACAACCAUGAGCAGGGCCGAGCUAGACUCGGAGCACCACGGCGAGCUGGCCGACCUGGUGGCAGCCAUGAAUGUGGCGGCCAACCGCAUGACUCCGCCCAACGGCUCCAGGUCCGGCCCCCCGAGGACGGCAAGACCUCGCCUCUCAGACAGAAAGAUGUCCCUGCAGGAGCGAGGGAGCCGCGUGGCCCGACAGCCCACCAUUGAGACCAAACGUGUGUCCAUCACAGACGCUGAUGACUGUGUCCGGCUCAACCAGUACAAGCUGAAGAAUGAGAUUGGAAAGGGUUCAUAUGGAGUGGUGAAGUUAGCUUACAAUGAAGACUCGGAACAGUACUACGCGAUGAAAGUCGUCUCAAAAAAGAAGCUCAUGAAACAGUGUGGAUUUUUUCGUCGUCUGUCUGCACAAGGUUCCAACUCACAGCAGCAGCACGAUCCGUUCCCUAAAGCCACGUUGCCUCUGGAGAAAGUGUACAAAGAAAUCGCCAUCCUGAAGAAACUGGACCAUCACAAUGUUGUCAAACUGGUGGAGGUGCUUGAUGAUCCUGUUGAAGAUGGACUUCACAUGGCCUUCGAAUUGAUGUCAAGGGGUCCAGUGAUGGAGGUGCCUACAGACGACCCUUUCACAGAGGAACAGGCUCGUUUUUACUUCAGAGACGUCAUCCUGGGAAUAGAGUACUUGCACUACCACAAGAUCAUCCACAGAGACAUUAAACCCUCCAACCUGCUGCUGGGAGACGACGGUCACGUCAAGAUCGCGGACUUUGGCGUGAGCAACGAGUUUGAGGGCGCAGACGCGCUGCUGUCGAGCACGGCGGGCACACCGGCGUUCAUGGCCCCUGAGAUGAUGUCCGAACACGAGCUGAGCUUCAGCGGGAAAGCAUUAGACGUGUGGGCGAUGGGAGUCACACUGUACUGUUUUGUUUUUGGGAAGUGCCCUUUUUACGAUGAAUACGUCGUCUCUCUGCACAACAAGAUCAAGAGCAAACCUGUGGAGUUUCUAGAGACGCCAUUGAUUAGUAAUGAACUGAAGGAGCUGAUUGGACAGAUGCUGGACAAAAACCCAGAAACAAGAAUCACCAUCCCUGAAGUUAAAGUUCACCCGUGGGUGACAGAGAAUGGCUUGAAUCUGCUCCCUCUAGAGGAGGAGCACUGCACUGCGGUGGAGGUCACAGAGGAGGAGGUGCAGAACAGCGUCAAACUCAUCCCCAGCCUUUCUGCUGUGAUUCUGGUGAAGUCCAUGCUAAGGAAGCGCUCCUUCAGUAAUCCCUUUGAGUGUCAGGGCAGACGAGCAGAGAGGUCCAUGUCUGCCCCCGGUGGUCUCCUUACAGGUUCUUGGGGUUUGUUGGGUUCUUCACCUCUGCUUCAUCCUUCCUUGAGGAAAGUGAGCAAUGAGGGCAGCAGAGACGGAGAGUUGGAGGACUUGUAUGAAGUCGACACAUUUACAGAGUGCACAGACUGAAAUUCACACUUUUAUUUUCGGCUUUGGCAUCAUUCUGACUGUGCUCACAUGAUUGUUGUAAUGCAGAAAACUGUCACGUCACAUUCUGAAUGCAAAUGAGAUAGAUUGUAAGUUAAAUUCAUAAAACAACAGCAAGUAAAAAUAGAUUUCUCUCAAUUCAGCUUGUUUUAAUAUUUAAAUUGCACGUAAAUGGAUGUACAGCAAUUAUUUACUUUGUGUUGUUCUUACCGAUGUAAAUAAGCUAAAUUAAUUAGAUAUUUUUUAAUUUGUUGAAUAAAAUCUCUAAUAUCAAACAGUGA